AUCGCCUUUGCUGCAACCCAAACAAACCCAGAACCCAAAACUGUCUCUUACGCUCACUCCAUUCUCAAUCGGAUCGAGAGCCCUAAUGGGUUCACUCACAAUUCCGUCAUCAGGGCUUAUGCUAAUAGCUCUACCCCUGAGAUGGCUCUAGUCGUGUUUCGUGAUAUGCUUCUUGGCCCUGUUUUCCCCGAUAAGUACAGCUUCACGUUCGUUUUGAAAGCUUGUGCUGCGUUUUGUGGGUUUGAACAAGGAAGGCAAAUUCACGGUCUUUUUAUGAAGAGUGAUCUGAUGACUGAUGUGUUUGUGGAGAAUACUUUGGUUAACGUUUACGCGAGAAGCGGUUACUUUGAGAUUGCACGUAAAGUGCUCGACGAAAUGCCUGUGAGAGAUGCGGUUUCGUGGAACUCGCUGUUGAGUGCUUAUCUUGAAAAGGGUUUGGUAGAAGAAGCUCGUGCGUUGUUUGAUGAGAUGGAGGAACGGAAUGUGGAGUCUUGGAAUUUUAUGAUUUCGGGUUAUGCUGCUGCGGGUUUGGUUAAGGAAGCCAAGGAGAUUUUUGACUCUAUGCCGGUGAAAGAUGUGGUUUCUUGGAACGCUAUGGUCACUGCUUAUGCUCAUGUGGGUUGCUACGACGACGUUUUAGAGGUUUUCAAUGAGAUGCUGGAUGUUUCAACAGAGGAACCAGAUGGUGUUACUCUUGUUAAUGUUUUAUCUGCGUGUGCUAGUCUUGGUUCCUUGAGUCAAGGUGAGUGGGUACAUGUUUACAUAGACAAGCAUGGGAUUGAGAUUGAAGGGUUUUUGGCUACAGCUCUUGUGGAUAUGUAUUCUAAAUGUGGGAAGAUUGAUAAGGCUCUUGAAGUGUUUAGAGCUACUUCAAAGAGAGAUGUCAGUACAUGGAACUCGAUCAUCUCGGGUUUAAGCGUCCAUGGUCUUGGAAAAGAUGCUUUAGAGAUCUUCUCAGAGAUGGUCUAUGAAGGUUUUAAACCAAAUGGUAUUACAUUUGUUGGUGUUCUGUCUGCCUGCAAUCAUGUGGGGUUGUUAGACCAAGCUCGCAAUCUUUUUGAAAUGAUGAAUAGUGUUUACGGGGUUGAGCCAAGUAUUGAACACUAUGGUUGUAUGGUUGAUUUGCUUGGUCGGAUGGGUAAAAUUGAGGAAGCAGAGGAGCUUGUGAAUGAGAUUCAAGCAGAUGAGGCUUCGGUUUUACUUGAAUCUCUCCUUGGUGCCUGUAAAAGGUUUGGACGAUUGGAACAAGCAGAGCGUAUAGCAAAUCGGUUACAGGAAUUGAAUCCACGUGAGAGUUCAGGUUAUGUUCAGAUGUCAAACUUGUAUGCCUCUAAUGGGAGAUGGGAUGAGGUUAUGGAGGUGAGAAGAAAGAUGAGAGCAGAAAACGUAAACAAGAAGCCUGGAUGCAGCAUGAUUGAAGUUGACGGGGUUGUUCAUGAGUUCUUAGCUGGUGAAGGACUAAGAAUCGACUAAAACUUGGUUUCAAGUCAGAAGAACCGCUUAACUUUGAAAACCAAGAAAUAGGAGGAGCACGAGACAACCCGGAAGAAGAAGAAGAAGAUGAAGAAGAAACAGGUUUCUUCCUUCCCCAUCUCAUCAUUCCAAACGAUCGAAGAAUGUGAAAAAGUUUGGUGCUGUCUUUGUUAACCGUGUUUCUUAGGCUUAUAGACUAUGAAGAGAUGUAUAAAAAAUGAAGGGAUGUAUCUAGAGCUUACUGCUGUAAUAUUGUUAGGUCGUUGUGUUUAAUAGGGAGAGGAACUUUAACGGGUAAAAGCUAGUUGCAGUUUGAAAAAAAGAACCAAACCCGCCUGAAGAAUCCUGUGACCACUUUUAGCCUAGUUAACUUUUUCUUUUAUUGGUUCUGUUAUCUCUGGGUACGUUCUGGAAUUUAUAACAAAGUGGGGGACCAGUUUUAUCAAUCAAAAACCAAACUUCAUUGA
Camelina sativa (false flax) is the source of this 1940-nucleotide messenger RNA. Its product is annotated as pentatricopeptide repeat-containing protein At4g18840. Gene Ontology annotation, biological process: RNA modification. The record is from RefSeq and is a predicted model, not a curated record. Gene Ontology annotation, molecular function: RNA binding; protein binding. NCBI's taxonomy places the organism in Eukaryota, Viridiplantae, Streptophyta, Magnoliopsida, Brassicales, Brassicaceae.